GUGGCGCUGGAGGUGGGAUCGGCUGGAGCGGAGCUUUCCUCCCGGGCUGGGCAGCAUCGCUGUCAUUAGCGCCGCCUGCUCCCGCGGGCCCCGCGGACCCAGCUGUCAGGCAGAGCCUCCAUAGGCAACUGGGUCAUCAUCAAGGACAUGAUGAGUAAUGAGACUUCACUUGGGGGCCUGAGUUCCCAGGAUGCUGAUGAUCUCAUGAAAUCCACAGCCCAUAAGAACAGCAGUAUGUAAUUGGAGUCACAAGCCCAUUGGAGCAAAAUGAGCGCGCAGUGAGCCCAGCCGCAGCCUCUCUCCCAAGCCUUCCCCGACGCCCACCAUGAACCGCUUGGAGGGCUCCGCAGAGGUGGAGGUGACCGACGAGGCGGCCGGCGGGGAGGUGAACGAGUCGGUGGAGGCUGACCUGGAGCACCCGGAGGCGGAGGGGGAGCAGUCGCGGCCGCUGCAGGCGCAGCGCCCCGGCCCGCACCCGCGUGGGCGCCGCGCCGUCGAGGACCCCCGCGCGGCGGGACAGCAGCAGCAGCAGCAGCCGCAGCUCGGAUCACAGCAGGACGAGGAGGAGCGCGGCGAGUGCCUGGCGCGAUCCGCCAGCACCGAGAGCGGCUUCCACAACCACACCGACACGGCCGAGGGCGACGUGAUCGCCGCGGCCCGCGACGGCGACGAUGGCGACGUGGAAGCGGAGCGCGCGCAGGACCCCGUGCAGGACCCCGAGGACGAGAGCGCCUACGCCGUGCAGUACCGGCCCGAGGCCGAGGAGUACACGGAGCAGGCAGAAGCCGAGCACGCGGAGGCCACGCACCGCCGGGCGCUGCCCAACCACCUGCACUUCCACUCGCUGGAGCACGAGGAGGCCAUGAACGCGGCCUACUCGGGCUACGUCUACACGCACCGGCUGUUCCACCGCGGCGAGGACGAGCCCUACGCCGAGCCCUACGCCGACUACGGCGGCCUCCAGGAGCACGUGUACGAAGAGAUCGGGGACGCGCCCGAGCUGGAGGCGCGCGACCACGACGGCCUGCGGCUCUACGAGGAGCGCGAGCACGACGAGGCGGCCGCCUACCGCCAGGAGGCCCUGGGCGCGCGGCUGCACCACUACGACGAGCGCUCCGACGGCGAGUCCGACAGCCCCGAGAAGGAAGCCGAGUUCGCGCCCUACCCGCGCAUGGACAGUUACGAACAGGAGGAGGACAUUGAUCAGAUCGUCGCCGAGGUCAAGCAAAGCAUGAGCUCGCAGAGCCUCGACAAGGCGGCCGAGGACAUGCCCGAGGCCGAGCAGGACUUGGAGCGCGCCCCCACCCCGGGCGGGGGUCGCCCCGACAGUCCCGGGCUGCAGGUGCCGCCGACCGGGCAGCAGCAGCAGCAGCCGCGGGCGGUGGGCCCCGCAGGCGGCGGUGGCGGCAGUGGUGAGACGGGGCAGCGGUACAGCAAGGAGAAGAGGGACGCCAUCUCGCUGGCCAUCAAGGAUAUCAAGGAGGCCAUCGAGGAGGUGAAAACCAGGACCAUCCGUUCGCCUUACACCCCCGACGAGCCCAAAGAACCCAUCUGGGUCAUGCGCCAGGACAUUAGCCCCACCAGGGACUGUGACGACCAGAGGCCGGUGGAUGGAGAUUCUCCGUCUCCUGGCAGCUCCUCGCCCCUGGGUGCAGAGUCAUCGAGCACACCCCUUCAUCCCAGUGACCCCGCGGAAGCCUCCACAAAUAAAGAGUCAAGAAAAAGCUUGGCUUCAUUCCCAACCUACGUUGAAGUCCCUGGACCUUGCGACCCUGAAGACUUGAUCGAUGGAAUCAUUUUUGCUGCCAAUUACCUUGGCUCUACCCAGCUGCUGUCAGACAAAACUCCCUCCAAAAAUGUGCGCAUGAUGCAGGCACAGGAAGCAGUGAGCAGGAUUAAGAUGGCCCAGAAAUUAGCCAAAAGCAGGAAGAAGGCUCCUGAAGGGGAAUCUCAGCCUAUGACCGAGGUCGACCUCUUCAUUUCCACACAGAGAAUCAAAGUGUUGAACGCCGACACCCAGGAGACGAUGAUGGACCACCCUCUGAGGACCAUCUCGUACAUCGCUGAUAUUGGAAACAUCGUGGUGCUCAUGGCCCGCCGGAGGAUGCCUCGCUCCAACUCUCAGGAGAACGUGGAGGCCUCCCACCCGGCACAGGAUGGGAAAAGACAGUACAAGAUGAUCUGCCACGUCUUUGAGUCUGAGGAUGCCCAGCUGAUUGCACAGUCUAUAGGGCAGGCAUUCAGUGUAGCAUACCAGGAAUUCCUCAGGGCCAACGGGAUUAACCCCGAAGACCUCAGCCAGAAGGAGUACAGUGACCUGCUCAACACCCAGGACAUGUACAACGACGACCUGAUCCACUUCUCCAAGUCGGAAAACUGCAAAGAUGUUUUCAUAGAGAAGCAGAAAGGAGAAAUCCUGGGAGUCGUGAUUGUGGAGUCUGGCUGGGGAUCCAUCCUGCCAACUGUCAUCAUAGCCAAUAUGAUGCACGGAGGCCCUGCAGAGAAGUCAGGGAAGCUGAACAUCGGGGACCAGAUUAUGUCCAUUAAUGGCACCAGCCUGGUGGGCCUGCCUCUCUCCACAUGCCAGAGCAUUAUUAAGGGCUUGAAGAAUCAAUCCCGAGUGAAGCUGAACAUUGUCCGCUGUCCUCCGGUGACCACCGUGUUAAUCAGAAGGCCGGACCUCCGCUACCAGCUGGGUUUCAGCGUCCAGAACGGAAUCAUCUGUAGCCUCAUGCGAGGAGGAAUAGCUGAGAGAGGAGGUGUCCGCGUGGGACACCGGAUCAUCGAAAUCAACGGCCAGAGCGUCGUGGCCACCCCCCAUGAGAAGAUCGUCCACGUCCUCUCCAAUGCUGUGGGGGAGAUCCACAUGAAGACGAUGCCAGCAGCUAUGUACAGACUGCUGACGGCCCAGGAGCAGCCCGUGUACAUCUGAGCGCCCCUGGAGACGCGUGCAUGGAGGACUCGCCUCACCGUGGUUGUGUUUCUCGUGCUGCAUCCGUGUGUCCACUGAGACAUUUCCCUCUCACUCCCAGCGUUCGGUCUUAACACAGGAAGAGAAGAAUCCACAAGGACCUCUUGACUCUCUGUCUCCCUCCAUUUUGUUCUCCCUCCUCUCCUCUUUCCUACCAGGGAAGUCUACCAUGUGCUCCCUCCACCACAA
Messenger RNA from Perognathus longimembris pacificus (Pacific pocket mouse), 3160 nucleotides. RefSeq names its product amyloid beta precursor protein binding family A member 1 (gene Apba1). Lineage: Eukaryota; Metazoa; Chordata; Mammalia; Rodentia; Heteromyidae. Gene Ontology annotation, cellular component: plasma membrane; cytoplasm; dendritic spine. The transcript has 14 exons. Gene Ontology annotation, biological process: chemical synaptic transmission. Gene Ontology annotation, molecular function: amyloid-beta binding; protein binding. The record is from RefSeq and is a predicted model, not a curated record. Bases 326 to 2932 code for a protein of 868 amino acids.